Messenger RNA from Camellia sinensis, 1656 nucleotides. NCBI's taxonomy places the organism in Eukaryota, Viridiplantae, Streptophyta, Magnoliopsida, Ericales, Theaceae. The record is from RefSeq and is a predicted model, not a curated record.
UGACUUGUCUUACUCUCUGUGCUAUGUCAGGUUGCAUCGGAAUUUGAUUUCAAAGGCGUAAUUUACUUUAUAAAGUCAUGGAGAAAGUGUGCCUUUGGGCAGAUUGCUUCCAGUUUCGGGUUUUCUCAUUCCAACAAGUGCUUGAUUGGCGGUGUUUUGUUCUUGGAGAUUCCCUUCUUGUUUCUUUUCUCAACUGCACUUAGUGGACAGUUUCUUUUGAAUGAAAAAUACAGCAGGCGUAAUGCAAUUUUUUUCUGAGAUUGGUGUUGGAUCUUUAGUGCAUGUCUAUGAUGCAUUGUUGAUACAACAUCAAGUUGUGAUCCUUGGCAAAACCAUCUUCUGGGGGUUGAAGUCUACAAACAAACCGAUGAUACUUUCUACUUAGUUUAUAGUAGAAACUUGUUGCACUGAAUCCGCACAGAGUUGUAGUUCUUAGCUUUUAUUUUCAUCUUCUCUACUGAUGGCUACUGGUUAGAGUGAUGACAUAAUCCGUAACUGAAGAUUUUGCAAGAUCUUUUACAUAGCAAAGCUGAGCUAGCUGUUAUCACGUUUGUGAUUGUGUCAGUUGACUGUCCUGAGCAAAGAAUCCUAUCAAUUUGCUAAAUCAUACUCUGGCUUGAUCAGUUCUUGGGUUGUUAUCAAGAUGGUUUUCAGUGCUCGACUUUUCCAUCUAUAUAUGCCUUACCGUUGUCUCGGAGCCUUCGUUCUGAUGUAUUUUAUGAAUAAGGCUGUGAAGGCCAUCCAGCAGAUAUGUACUGGUUCUUUGCUCAUACAUCAUGCCACAGAAAUUUGAUGGUGGAUUCAGAUAGAUCAGCCAGGCGGUUAAUUUCCAUUUCUUAGUUUUUUUUAAGCCAUAUAACAAAGUAAAAAUCAUAGAUUUUUCUAUGUGCCAUUCUUUUCUUGAAUAAAUAAAGCAUCACGGGCUGCUGAAUCAAAAGAAUGGAGAGGUACAAGAUAAUCAAAGAAGUUGGUGAUGGAACGUUUGGGAGUGUUUGGCGAGCAUUAAAUAAGCAGACUGGUGAAGUUGUUGCGAUUAAGAAAAUGAAGAGAAAAUAUUAUUCUUGGGAGGAAUGCAUAAAUUUGAGAGAAGUUAAGUCAUUGCGAAAAAUGAACCAUCCUAAUAUUGUGAAGCUGAAGGAAGUCAUUAGGGAAAAUGACAUUUUGUAUUUUGUGUUUGAAUAUAUGGAAUGUAACCUAUAUCAACUAAUGAAAGACAGGGGAAACCUUUUCUCAGAAGCUGAAGUCAGAAAUUGGUGCUUCCAAGUGUUUCAGGGACUAGCAUACAUGCACCAGCGAGGAUAUUUUCAUCGUGACCUUAAGCCAGAGAACGUGCUGGUUUCAAAAGAUGUAAUAAAAAUUGCUGAUUUUGGUCUUGCUCGCGAGAUUAGUUCUCAACCACCAUAUACAGAAUAUGUCUCAACACGCUGGUAUCGUGCCCCGGAAGUUCUGCUUCAGUCUCCAAUGUAUAAUUCUGCAGUUGAUAUGUGGGCAAUGGGUGCAAUCAUGGCUGAACUGUUUACUCUCCGUCCCCUUUUCCCAGGCUCAAGUGAAGCAGAUGAGAUCUACAAAAUAUGCAGCAUAAUAGGCACUCCAAAUGAGAUUGAGUGGACCAAAGGCCUUAAACUUGCAAGUGCUAUUAACUACCAGUUCCCACAG